Penicillium macrosclerotiorum is the source of this 795-nucleotide messenger RNA. RefSeq names its product alpha/beta hydrolase. The transcript is spliced from 2 exons. The record is from RefSeq and is a predicted model, not a curated record. Bases 1 to 795 code for a protein of 264 amino acids. Lineage: Eukaryota; Fungi; Ascomycota; Eurotiomycetes; Eurotiales; Aspergillaceae.
AUGGCGAAACCUGUCAUCGUCAUAAUACCCGGUGCCUGGCACAGACCGAAGCACUACCAAUACCUUAUUGAUGGUUUGAUAGCAGCUGGCUAUGAGGCUGUAGGGGUGACAUUGCCCUCUGUCGAUUCUAGCCCUCCCCAUCCUAGCUGGGAUCAAGAUGCUGAAGAAAUUCGCCGGGUGAUUCUACAGUACCUGGAUCUCGGCAAGGAUGUCAUCACUAUUGCCCACUCAUUUGGCGGAGUUGCCAUGUCUGAGGCUGUCAAAGGACUAGGAAAGCAGGAUAGAGAAGAAGAGGGUUUAAAGGGCGCCGUCUUACAGCUAGUCUAUAUGUGUGCUAUGGCGUUGCCCCAGGGCCAGACACAUGUCGGUCAGAUUAUGCCGGCAACACCCGAGGAAGAAGAGAUUGAGCGUAAGCGCCAAGAGCUACAGGCCAAAUAUGGUGGCAUGAAAUUUACAGAGGAUGGAGCCAUGGUGCUUGAGGGAGAACACCUGGGAGAAGUGUUAUAUACCGGCUGUGAUCCCGCGGAUGUCAAGAAAGCAGUUGAUCUGCUAGGAUCCUUCCCAUCAGGCCCCCUCACUGUGCCAGCGACCUAUUCAGCAUUCAAAGAAAUCUCAAGCACAUACAUUGUGUGCAAAAAUGACCAGGCUUUGCCGGUCUCUAUACAGAGAAGAAUGAUUGCUCAGGGUGAAGGUGCUUUUCAUGUUGUGGAAUGUGAUGAGGGUCACUCGCCGUUUUUGAGCAAUCCGAAAUUUGUCGUAAAUUGCCUCCGAAAGGUGGCUGGAGAAGAAGUCUAA